AUGGCUGCCAACGUGUAUCGGGUUAUCGACGGUGUGAACCUCGUCAAAGUAUUCUCCGAGGAGGCUGUACGGUCCGCCUUCAGGUACAAACCGCGACAUGGAGACAUCUUCAGCGCCAGUUACCCCAAGUGCGACUCCGACUGGCUGCAACACAUUGUCUACAACAUCCUAACAGCGGGCGUUUCUCCCGAGAGAAAGUUGGACUUCCGUUUCCGCAUGCCAUUCCUGGAGCUACAGGGCGCGGACGCCGCUACUCACGGUCUCAAGCCCGGAGCGCUCAAAACUCACCUACCGUUCCAUAAGGUUCCAUUCUCUGAAGAUGCCAAGUACAUUUACUCCGCCAGAAAUCCGUACGACUGCUGCGUGGCCUUCUAUCACCACACCGCCACUCUUCCCGUGUACGAGUUCGGGGACGGCAAUUUUGACCAGUUCCUGGAGUUGUUCCUUCGUGGCCAGGUCGAUUUUGGGGACUACUUCGAUCAUCUUCUUUCCUGGUACGAACAUCGCGACGAUUCCAACGUGCUGUUCCUAACGUUCGAGGCGCUUGAGAAGAACCUAAGAUUUUAUGUUCUGAAGAUUGCCGACUUUGUGGGGGCGACCUAUGGCGAGAAGCUUCGGAAAGAUGCCGGUCUGCUGGACAGAGUCGUCAGUGUCUCAGACCUCGAGAGCAUGACGAAGAGCGUUAAUGCGAGGGCGCGAGAGUUGGCCGAAUACGUUCCGUCCGAUCGGGACUUGGAGGGUCUGCAUCCUUCUCUGCUGAAAGGGCUCAACUCAACGAAAAGAUUCGUGAAGAAGGCAGCGAGUGAGGAGCUUUUGCGCAUGACUGCGACCGGGGACUGGAAGAACCAUUUCACGGCAGAACAGGUUGUCCGUAUGAAGGAGUGGAUUGCAGAAAAGACGGACAACAGUAGCGUGAUGCAGCUGUGGGAUGGCGUUGACCUUCCACGCUGAAUCAGAUUGACCCGAAAUUAAGUUUCA
Ixodes scapularis (black-legged tick) is the source of this 978-nucleotide messenger RNA. RefSeq names its product sulfotransferase ssu-1. The record is from RefSeq and is a predicted model, not a curated record. Gene Ontology annotation, molecular function: sulfotransferase activity. NCBI's taxonomy places the organism in Eukaryota, Metazoa, Arthropoda, Arachnida, Ixodida, Ixodidae. Gene Ontology annotation, biological process: sulfation. The transcript has a single exon. Gene Ontology annotation, cellular component: cytoplasm. Bases 1 to 951 code for a protein of 316 amino acids.